Molecule: messenger RNA, 2197 nt
Organism: Cheilinus undulatus (humphead wrasse)
Lineage: Eukaryota; Metazoa; Chordata; Actinopteri; Labriformes; Labridae
Gene: trmt44
Product: tRNA methyltransferase 44 homolog
Exons: 11
Coding region: 230-2143 (637 amino acids)
Biological process (GO): tRNA methylation
Molecular function (GO): metal ion binding; tRNA (uridine) methyltransferase activity
Source: RefSeq, a predicted model, not a curated record
GGUGCAAACGUCAUCAUAGCGCGACAGCGUUUUUCAUUUUCAAACCAUACGUGAGGUUUUAAAGCUUAACAUUUGUGUUAUUAUUUAAUGUUAAUCGGGAAAUUAUCACUCGAACUUAUAAUCAACAUUCAUCUGAAACGACGAGCUUCGUCUUGAAUACGAACUAACUCCCCCCCCGGAAGUGACUCUCUGCUGUACACACAUGGGUUGAAGUCGCAUCUGGUCAAUAAUGCCAAAACUUUUCGAUAUCAAGUUUCCAGGAGAAUGUAAGACUCUGCCUGAGGGCUUUUGGUCGGCAGUAGAUGUGUGGAUAAAGAAACCUCACGUCGUAAACAAACGUCUCUGCGGAGUUAAAGAGACAGAGAUUGGAGAUGUGGGCAGAGAUGAUCUGCUUUUUCUACUUGGUGAUCCUGAACUCUCGGAGGAUGUGUUUUCUUUCCUAAAUAACAGGAUUUUACCUGCACAGACGCAUGACAAGGACAAACCCUGGACUUCUAGUGUCAGAACAUUCAUUCCUAAAGUCAGCUGCUAUGGGACUCAGCUGCAUAAAGAAGUUGUUGUCAAAGACCUUUGCAGACAGCAGGUGACCUUCCUCCCAUUUGAAGAAGAUUCAGAGGGACAGGUGUCUCUAAAAAGGGGCAACAUUUAUCAGAUUCAGCUCCUCCAUCAGGACUGUGAACAAUGGUCAUUGGAGCUACAUGUGCUAACCCCAGACAACUGGUUCUCUGAUGGUGUUGCCUACCCAAAGCUGCCCUGGCUGUCCUCAGAUCUACUGCCUAAACUUGUGCGCUGGGCCACUGAGAACAGGAACAGUGAGUUCAGGAGCACACUGUCUCUGCUGCCUGUGGAGAAGUACAGCAUCGUGUACCAGCAACUGAAGGAGAAAUACAAGGCUAUGGUCAAGGUUUGGCCUGAAGUUACAGAUCCUGAGAAGUUUGUCUACGAAGAUGUUGCCAUUGCUACAUAUCUCCUUGUGCUUUGGGCCGAGGAGCGAGCAGAGAGAGGCCUCGCUGCCCCUCAAUCCUUUGUGGACUUGGGCUGUGGAAACGGCCUCCUUGUUCACAUACUGACCAAUGAAGGGCACCCUGGAAAGGGCAUCGAUGUUCGCAGGAGGAAGAUCUGGGACAUGUUUGGCCCCCAGACUCUGCUGGAGGAAAAAGCAAUUACCCCCAGUGAGAGCUUCUUAUUCCCACAUACGGACUGGCUGAUUGGGAACCACUCAGACGAGCUCACACCGUGGAUCCCUGUCAUAGCAGCCAGGUCAUCUUACUCAUGCCGCUUCUUCGUCCUGCCCUGCUGUUUCUUUGACUUCUACGGGAAGUAUCAGCGACGCCAGUGUAAGAAGUCACAGUACAAAGAGUACAUCGACUUCAUCACCGAGGUCAGCAGAGUCAGUGGCUUCAACACAGAGGAGGACUGCCUGAGAAUACCGUCCACCAAACGGGUGUGUCUGGUGGGAAAGUCAAGAAAUUAUAAGCUACAUGAUGAAGCUGAGGCUGAGCAGCGAAGAGCUGGUUACGUUCAGAGCCGCCAGGCCGCCCCCGAUGUCACAGUUCAAGUGUCACAAGUCAGACAUGACGUAGACUGUUGCCUUGGUGAUAAAGGGACUGAAGGGACCCCCGGGACCUGCUGGGGGGCUGGGUUCCAGCCGAGAGAAAGGGUCGAAAUGGUUCGUAACUGCGCUGCUCUCCCACGUGAUUUUGUCGACAGUGUUGUCCUGCAGGUUGCUAAUGUGCUGCUGGGAAUGACUGAGGAUGACGGUGGGGAGUCGACUGGUGGCUGGAAUAAAGGAGGCAGUCUCUCUUUGAGUGAGGUCGCCGGCCUGUUGGAGCAGGAAACCCUGCAGCUCCUGAAGAAGGAGUGUGGUGGCCUUCAGACGCUGCUCAAGAACAAUCACCAGGUCUUCAGAGUUGAAGGAGGGAGAGUGUACAUUAGAGACUGGAGAGACAGGAAGUCCUCCAGGGUGGAUACAAAGAAGAAAUCUGUUGCCCCUGGAGCUCUGAAAACUCGUCCUUGUUGGUUUUAUGAACACCACCCUCAGCGCUGCCCCCUGCAGGUGGAAGAGUGCCAGUUUGCCCAUGGACUUGAUGACCUCAGACCCUCAACCAGACCUUUAAAGAAGAUUAAAAAUCAUGCUUUUUAAUGUAUUGUAUCUCAUUUAUUUACUUGAUAUUUUAUUAAAUAACAGCUUUUAUAA